AUGCGCAGCACCCGAUGCUAUCUGCGGACACGCGCCAAUGGAGGGGAGUUGGGGCGCCACGCUCGGGUGCUUUUCCCGCCCACCCGCCCCAUACGCUUGGCCCUCCUUCUGGCGGCGGAUGGGCGCACGAGCAUCAGUGGCUUGACGUUGUCCAUGCCGCGGCAUCCCUUAACAUUGCCAAGCGCGUACGCCUUAAGACGCCACCAGGGUGAGUGGGUGGCAACGCCCAGCCUGGGAGUGAGCGCGGAGCCCGCAUGCUGCGGGCGGCGUCCGAAUCCAAUGAACACUAUACUCUAUGAUCCGAUGGCUCCGUUGAGCGUGUAG
Trypanosoma rangeli is the source of this 324-nucleotide messenger RNA. RefSeq lists its product as uncharacterized. The record is from RefSeq and is a predicted model, not a curated record. The transcript has a single exon. NCBI's taxonomy places the organism in Eukaryota, Euglenozoa, Kinetoplastea, Trypanosomatida, Trypanosomatidae. Bases 1 to 324 code for a protein of 107 amino acids.